ACCUUCCAAUUUGGUAGCUUCAACUUUGCAGCUGCCGUGUCUCUUCGGCGUCUGGGAAGAAAACUUUCACAUCAAGAGUUGCUGAUGUGGAUUUUCUUUCUUUCUCCUGUCUGCGUUGAUGACGGCUUGGCUCCCGACAGAAGCCACUUGGCUCUCAGCUUUGUAGUUCGGAAGAAGUUGGGCCUAUAGAUUUUCCCCUAACUCUCAAUUGAUGUGUUGAGCUUCAGAGGGAAUAAUACCUUCGCUUAAAGCAUGUUGUCGUCUCAAGGAGUCCUCCUGCAUCCCUAUGGCGUGCCCAUGAUCGUCCCAGCAGCCCCCUACUUCCCUGGACUGAUUCAGGGUAACCAGGAAGCAGCAGCAGCCCCUGACACAAUGGCCCAGCCUUAUGCUUCGGCCCAGUUUGCGCCCCCUCAGAACGGCAUCCCCGCGGAAUACACGGCCCCUCACCCCCAUCCCGCGCCAGAGUACACGGGCCAGACCACCGUCCCCGAGCACACGUUAAACCUGUACCCUCCCGCCCAGCCGCACUCAGAGCAGAGCGCAGCGGACACGAGUGCGCAGACUGUCUCCGGCACCGCCACACAGACAGACGAUGCAGCACCAACGGAUGGCCAGCCCCAGACACAACCUUCCGAAAACACGGAAAACAAGUCCCAGCCCAAGAGGCUGCAUGUCUCAAAUAUUCCCUUCAGGUUCCGGGAUCCAGACCUUCGACAAAUGUUUGGCCAAUUUGGUAAAAUCUUAGAUGUUGAAAUUAUUUUUAAUGAGCGAGGCUCAAAGGGAUUUGGUUUCGUAACUUUCGAAAGUAGUGCCGAUGCGGACAGGGCGAGGGAGAAAUUACACGGCACGGUGGUUGAGGGCCGUAAAAUCGAGGUAAACAAUGCCACAGCACGUGUAAUGACAAAUAAAAAGACCGUCAACCCUUACACAAAUGGCUGGAAAUUGAAUCCAGUUGUGGGUGCCGUCUACAGUCCCGAAUUCUAUGCAGGCACGGUGCUGUUGUGCCAGGCCAACCAGGAGGGAUCCUCCGUGUACAGCGCCCCCAGUUCACUUGUAUACACUUCUGCAAUGCCCGGCUUCCCGUAUCCAGCCGCCACCGCGGCCGCAGCCUACCGAGGCGCGCACCUGCGUGGCCGCGGCCGCACCGUGUACAACACCUUCCGGGCCGCGGCGCCCCCGCCUCCCAUCCCGGCCUAUGGCGGAGUAGUGUAUCAAGAGCCUGUGUAUGGCAAUAAAUUGCUGCAGGGUGGUUAUGCUGCAUACCGCUACGCCCAGCCUACCCCUGCCACAGCCGCUGCCUACAGUGACAGAAAUCAGUUCGUCUUCGUUGCAGCAGAUGAAAUUUCUUGUAACACCUCUGCAGUUACGGACGAGUUUAUGCUGCCGACCCCUACCACCACACACUUGCUCCAGCCCCCACCUACGGCGUUGGUGCCAUGAAUGCUUUUGCACCCUUGACCGAUGCCAAGACUAGGAGCCAUGCUGAUGAUGUGGGUCUCGUUCUUUCUUCAUUGCAGGCUAGUAUAUACCGAGGGGGAUACAACCGUUUUGCUCCAUACUAAAUGACAAUACCAUAAGAACCUCCCCGUGUGGGGAGAAAGGAAGCUUUCCGAGGCCUGGGUAUUGCAAUACAUGCAGUAGUGCAUCAUUUUAGCCACUCUAAAAAAUAAAAAUAAAAUAAAAAGAGGAAAAACAAUUACAUUUUUUAUCUUAUACCUCAGAUAUUUUGUUCUGUGUAUUUUAAUAUUGUGGGUCUUUAAUUUCUGAAGAUUCCGUAGUUUGGUCGCUGGCGGUAGGAGUUUUUGUGGUUGAUCUAGAGAGAUGCUAGAUAUGCAUUUAAAAACAAAAACAAAAAAAACUGGUUUAGGGCCAUAUCCAGAGUGCUAUAUGGUGUAAAUGAAUUCUAUUAGGCUGAAUAUUAAGCUUACUGGGGGUAUCAGCUGUUCGGGAAGAGAGGAAGUGACUACAGCAGUCAUUGUUUCCUGCAUCUGUAUUAUUUUAGUUUAUGAAAGGAGAAGGGUGGGAGGGAUUGGGCUGGGGUUUGGCUAAAAUUAAAAAAAAAAAAAAAAGUAACUGAUGAAUCUAUACGACCCACUGCACCAAGUACCAUAGAAUAACUAUUCUAAGUUAGUCAUUGUCGAUUCAAGCCAAAGGUUACGUUGUUAAGGGGUUUGCUUCUAGUAUCACUUGUGCAUUGGAGUUGAAUGAAGCCGUGCAAACCCACCCUUUAAACCAUUCCACCCAGCAGUAUUCAGCUUCUUAACCAGCCACUAGUUAUUUAGGCAAAAACUGCUAGUUAGGCCAUCAACAAGCAUUCUUUUUAUAUUUCUUCCAGUCUAAUAAAUUAUUGAUAUCAUUGCUGACUUUUAUAUUAUGGGAGGGAAAAAAAUAACAUUAAUAAAAAGGUGAUAAAAAGCACUGUUUCUAUUUUUUUCUUUUUUUCCAAAAAAAAAGAAAGUAAUAAAAACUUAAAUUCUUUGUACCAGUUAAAAAAAAAAAAUGUAUAAAAUUUACAUCUGUGCAGUGGAGUUGUUAAGUUCUAGAAACAGUCUAUAAGCUUUAGUUUUAGCCUAGUAGAACAACUGUUAGAGACAGACGUAUAAUUUUUAUGGAAUUACAUGAUGAUCAUAUUCGGAUUUAUAGAAGCAUUUUACAAGUAUUGCAAUCAUUGAGUAGAGAUAAUCAUGGUAUUUUCAUCCGCUUGGGACUUUUUGAAACAUGGCUGUGUCGUGUAAGCAAUCUGCAAUUUUUCCGGCGGUGACAGCCUGCCCCCACACCCCCCACCUCGUAGCCCAACGAGUUUCUCAAACCGGUAUCUUUAGCUCCAUCGCCAAGGCCCAGGACACUUGUCAGAAAGAAGCAAAAAAGCAGGUCCACCCUAUCCCUGUCUGCAAAACAAAGGCGCCCCUCCCCUUGUCCGAUGCAGGGCCAGAGUGGCACAGCUGAAAAAUUGCAGUUUGUACUGUAUUUCUUCUGUUUGAACCCUUUUCAUGUUGUCCUGUUUACAAGUUCACCUGAGUUGGGGUGUCUGUCACGGGUCUUCCUGUUUUUGUAUUGAAAUAAAACAAGCAAACAAAUCGCCAACAACGCAGCAGGCUGGCCCCGAGUAGUUCUGCUGCGAUAGUUCCCUCCUCGUGUGUACGGUGCAGGCCCCACGCCGCGCACUUUAGUAAGGUAUCAACUCACUGCUGUUAAGCUGCCAAUCUGCUGUAACAACUCUGCUUUCAAACAAAACUUAAAAAAAAAAAAAGUGUUUGUGAUCAGCUUUCUCUUGUCAUCUUACAUGCAUGCAGUUAAGAUCAGUUGGAUAUUAAACCAUCAAUAAAGUUUCACAAGAUU
Messenger RNA from Trichechus manatus latirostris (Florida manatee), 3339 nucleotides. RefSeq names its product RNA binding fox-1 homolog 1 (gene RBFOX1). Lineage: Eukaryota; Metazoa; Chordata; Mammalia; Sirenia; Trichechidae. The transcript has 14 exons. The record is from RefSeq and is a predicted model, not a curated record. Gene Ontology annotation, biological process: regulation of alternative mRNA splicing, via spliceosome; nervous system development. Bases 253 to 1440 code for a protein of 395 amino acids. Gene Ontology annotation, cellular component: cytoplasm; nucleus. Gene Ontology annotation, molecular function: mRNA binding.